Messenger RNA from Monomorium pharaonis (pharaoh ant), 2035 nucleotides. Its product is annotated as low molecular weight phosphotyrosine protein phosphatase 1. Gene Ontology annotation, molecular function: acid phosphatase activity; non-membrane spanning protein tyrosine phosphatase activity. Gene Ontology annotation, cellular component: cytoplasm. The coding region runs from base 794 to 1501 and encodes 235 amino acids. Gene Ontology annotation, biological process: protein dephosphorylation. The record is from RefSeq and is a predicted model, not a curated record. NCBI's taxonomy places the organism in Eukaryota, Metazoa, Arthropoda, Insecta, Hymenoptera, Formicidae. The transcript is spliced from 4 exons.
AAUGUUAUUUUUAAAAAUUACUGUGUAAAAGAUUAAUACGAUUUCUUUUAUGGUAAUUAUUAUUUAGUUUAGAUUCAUUACCUCAAAUAUCGAUCUACAAUAUGUAGUCUAAACUAAUCACUUCUUUUAUAUUUAAUUUUAAAAAAGAGAAAUUAAAAACUCAAUUCAGAAGUGCACAAGGUCAUAUUUUCGCUUUCAUUAUUAUUUUUCUUUUUCUUUUCAUUCCUUUCUUCUUUUUUUUCUUAUCUUUUUUCGUCUAAGGUUGCGUUUCAAAUUUUAUUAUCAAUAAUUGACCCAACAAGUAAAACACAAUCACAACCCAACAAGUAAAUCACAAUGAUAUUAUUAAUAUUUUGUUUGUCACUUAUAAGUAUAUUAAAGCUCUUAGCUCUUACGACAUUAUCAUAUCAUCAUCAAGUGACAAAUGACAUCACUAUAUAUGGGCGCGUUCGGGAAGAUGCUAUUAAAUUAGUGCUAUCAACAUGACAACAUUAAUCUAUUAUUGUUUUACUAUUAAUGAAUAGAUAAUGAAGAUAGUCGCACCCUAUGACUUCUAUAAUCUAUCAGAAUUGCGUUCAGAAACAAUAUCUGAGGAUGUCUCCAGUAGACCUAUUCUGUAAACUCUUAAUUAACAACAGUUCAGUAUCGUUAUAUUGUCGUUGCGCAGCUGUUUUGUAUAGGCUUACUGGUCGUUUUCCUUAUUUAACAUUCGAUUAACAAGAAUUAAAAGAUACUUGAGGGCACUCUGGUGAUGUUUCUGAACGCAACCUAGGAAAUAUAUAUAAUUCACAUUAUGUAUAUUAUUGAUUUUCAGACUUUUGCAAACAGUUUUGAAACGCGUUUUAACAGCUUUAUAGUUCUUACGUUCUACCACUGUAAUAUUAAUAUUAUAUUGAACAGUUAUAGAAAAAAAAGAUCAUUUGUAAUGACACAAAAGGGAAGAGUCCUUAUGGUUUGUUUAGGCAACAGUUGCCGUUCUCCUAUGGCAGAAGCAGUGUUUCAGGAUCAAAUGCAACAGAUGGGUUUGACUGAUUUCUGGGAGGUUGAAAGUGCUGCUGUUUUAGGAUAUCAUGUAGGCAAUGGUCCUGAACCCAGAGCGAUAUCCACUCUUCAGAAAGCAGGAAUUACAGAUUAUUCUCAUAUUGCGAGACAAAUCGCAACGAAAGAUUUCUACGAGUUCGACUGGAUAUUCGGAAUGGAUGAAUACAUUAUUCAUAAUUUGUACGAGAUGCGACCAGAUAAUAGCCGAGCGAAAAUAGAACUACUUGGGAAAUACGAUCCAGCUGGAACAGUCAUCAUCAGAGACCCUCUCUUUGAUACUGGUAGCGCUGGCUUUGAGAAAGCAUUUCAACAAGCUCUGAGAAGCAUACGUGCAUUUUUGCAAAUUAACAGGGUAUAUUACUUAUUUCAUCUUUUAUUAUUUGUAUAUAAUUUUCGAAAAGAAACGUGUCAUCAAAUUUUACAAAUCUUAGCUUUUAUCUAUAUUUCUAAUAAAUUUUAGAUUUACUUAAAAAAAUCUCUCUUAAAAUUCUAUAUUUUAUUUUAAUAUUAUAGAUAUUCAUAAUUAAAUCAGAUGUGGUUUCUUUACAGGAUAAUAAACUUAAAAAGUCAUAUUAAAAAUUUUUAUUUCAUAAAGGUAUUGAAAAUAAAAAAUUAAGAAUUAAGAUUUAUUGAAUUUAUUCGACAGCUUGUUUAUAUAUAUUGCAGAGUAUUUUUUUAUAAAUAUAAAUAACUUUAUGAUAUAUUAAUAAAUUUAUUUUUGAAAUAAAAGUUUAUUGACUGCCCUUCUGAAAUCCUAUUUUAUCGAACAAUAAUCUAUAUACACAAUCUUUUACAAUUGAAAGUAAAACGCUUUCUCCAAACCACAGAUAAAAACUUAAGAAAACAAAUCAUAGCGAUUGUUCCAACAUUAUAAAAAAUAGUUUUCUUCUAAAUUAUAAGUGAGUGAAAUACAAGAACUUUACCUACUAAUUGUAAGAUUUGCAUGUGUCAAAAUAAGACAAUAUUUUUCUUUAUUAAAAGAUAUUCAAAAUAA